UGCCCAUGAGGUCCCUGAUCAUUCACAAAGUGCUGCGCUUUCUUUUGAGAAAAAAGGGGCAAGACGGUACCAAAUGACAAGAAACAUACUGCAAAAAGCAACAGUUCAUCCCGAAAACAAGUGAUCUUGUGGCAGGAAAGUUCGGCGCACAGUAGAUACGCAAAGGAAACCUUUUUCUGUUUUUGGAUAGUCGGUAGUCAAUUGCCAGCGCUGCAAUGCUGCGUGUGGAGUAUGGGUACAACUGCCAGUGCCGCGCCACACCCCCCUGCAGUGCAUGAGGGCGUCCACGGCAACGGCAACGGCAUGGCGGACAGCAGGCAAUCCCUAAGUGUCAGCUCGCUCCAGACGGUCAGCAUCCACAACAACAAGGCAAAGUCCAUCAUCACCAACAAAGUAGCACCGGUGGUCAUCACGUAUAAUUGUAGGCAAGAGUUCCAGAUUCACGAUGACCUUCACAAAACCAAUUACAAAGUGGGCAGAAUUUCUGACACCAUGCCUGAGCACUAUUUGGUGCAGGGGAACUACUUCAUGGUGCAGGACGUGUAUAGCAAGGCAGAUGUUUUGAACACUACAGCGAGUCAUGGAGCUCCCAACUUUCGCCAAGUCAAGGGCAGCUACCCACUCUUUGGCAUGGGACAGCCCAGCCUCAAUGGCUUCAAACAGGUCCUCCAGAGGCUGCAGAGCCAAGGCCACGAGGAGAUCAUUUUCCUCUGCGUGCGCGAAGAACCGGUGGUGUUCCUGCGCCUGGCAGACGAUUUUGUCCCGUACACACCCCGCCGGAAGGAGAACCUCCAUGAAAACCUCCACAGCCUGGACAAGGAGCUGACCGCCGAGGCACUGGAGGUGACCAUCAGGAAGGAGCUGCAUGACUUUGCCAAACUGAAUGAAAAUGUGUUCUACGUCUACAACGACAUCGAGCACUUCAAGGACGAGCCUCAGAAAAUCUCCAUCUCUUGUGACGAGGACAUCCACAUAACGGAGGAGGUCUACAAGAGGCCCAUCUUCACCAUGCCUGCCUACAGGUAUCAGAGAUUGCCCCUGCCAAUGGAAGGAGCUCCCCUCGAAGCAGAAUUUGAUGCCUUUGUGAACAUUCUCAGGGAGACGCCCAGCCUCUCACAGCGACGCGACCCCUCCAAGCCCCUGCCGGCCCUCGUCUUCAGCUGCCAGGUGGGCGUCGGACGCACCAACCUGGGCAUGAUCCUUGGCACACUGGUCCUGAACCACCUUAGCCCCGACUCACCUGCACCUGAGCAGCCAGAGGCCGUCGAGGCUGAGGAAGUGAGACCACUCUUCCGAGCGAUUCAGGCGUUAAUCAGCAGGCUGCCGAGCGGACAGCAGAUCCUGGAGGAGGUGGACCGUGCCAUUCUCCUGUGCUCAGAGAUGCACAACAUCAAAGAGGCCAUUUACGAAAACAAGAAGAAGCUGGAGGGGAUCGGAGAGGAUUACCAGUUUCAGGGAGGCAGCACAAAGGACUACUUCCUUCACCGAGCCCUGCAGAGCCUGGAGCGCUACUUCUACUUGAUCGUUUUCAACGCUUAUCUCCAUGAGCAGUAUCCGCUGGCUUUCGCGUCCAGCUUCAGCCAGUGGAUGUGUGCCCACCCGUGGGUGUACCGGCUGCUGGCACGCAUGAAUCUGUCGGAGCUCUGCACGCCCGCUGACCUGGUUACCAAGGGCACCAGAGUACUGGUGUCUGAGGACUACUUGGCCCCAGAUGUCCUGAGCACAAUGAAGGAGAUGAAAGUGGCCAACUUCAGGCGGGUCCCUAAGAUGCCCAUCUAUGGCAUGGCCCAGCCCACAUCAGAGGUGGGGAUACACAUGGUUGACCACACCGAGUUCAUGGCGCAAACCCACUCACACAUACUCUUAGCACACUUAUCUCUUAUGCCUCUGCUUUGAAAACCCACCAUAAAAAAAACCCAAACCUUUGGACCAUAUCUUCACGGUGCCAUCUGACCCUUGACCUCUGUGACCCCCCCCCCCACACACACACAGAAACAGGAGACGGCGCUGAAGGAAGAGGUGUUGGCGGCACAGAAGUGGCUGGAGGUGACGAUGGAGCAGGAGAAGCAGAUGAAGAUGUUCAAGAGCUGCCUGACGCCACAGGAGGUUUUCAACCAGCACAAGGCCACGCACCAGGGCCUGCAGUACCGCCGAGUACCACUGCACGACUGCUGUGCACCACGGGAAGAGGAUUUUGACCAGCUCCUCGAGGCCAUGAAGAGCAGCCUAGCGGAGGACCCGCGCUCUGCGUUCGUCUUUAACUGCUCCAACGGGAAAGGCAGGACCACCACGGCCAUGGUCACCGCCGUGCUCACGCUCUGGCACUUCAAUGGCUUCCCAGAAUUUGCCGAUGAUGAGAUUGUGAGCGUCCCUGAUGCCAAGUACACAAAGGGGGAGUUUGAGGUGGUGAUGCAGCUGGUGAGGCUACUGCCCGACGGGCACCGCAUGAAGCGGGAGGUGGAUAUGGCGCUGGACGGCGUCAGCGAGACCAUGACGCCCAUGCACUACCACCUGCGUGAGGUCAUCAUCUCCACCUACAGACAGAUCAAGAGUGGCAAACCUGAGAAGGAGAGCCAGCAGCUGCUGUUGCAGAGUCUGCAGUACAUGGAACGCUACAUGUACCUGAUCCUCUUCAACACCUACCUGCACCUGGAGAAGAAGGACUCCUGGCAGCAGUCCUUCAGCCAGUGGAUGCACCAGGUGGCGUCCCGGGCAGGCAUUUACGACCUUCUCAACCGUCUGAGCUUCUCCGAGUUCGAGAACCCAAGGGACUCGCCACUCGCCAGCCUGCGUCGCCGCUGGCAACAGCAGAACGCUCAGUCGCUGCCUUUUCGUGGAGAGUUCAUCUGAGCGAGAAGCUGAGCUUGGGAACUGUCCGAAGAAAAAAAAUGUCUCUCUCCCCUUAAUUUUGCAAAAAGCAGUCUCUCUUUUUUAACAAUGUUGCUUUUUAAGAAGCUGUUCUCUUGUGUUUUAGUUUAUUUCUGUUCACUACUGGUAUGAUUUUUUAAAGAUGUUUAAUAUGAAGGACUGUUUUUAUGUUUCUAUAACCUGCCAUUUUGUGAAGAGCUAUUUAAUUUGCUUACAUGCAUUUAGCCUCUGUCUUAGCUGUUAACAUUUGAUUUAAUACUUUUUCUUUUCAAUGAAACAUCAUUUCAAUGUACAUCCCAUUUCACAAUUCACUGCUGCUACCUAGGAGCAGUUUUGAAGAAGAUGAUAAUUCCAGGUUUUAUAGAAAGAAAAAUGAAUGAAACAAAAUCACUCCAACAGAGUCUGAUAUGACCAUUUUUGGCCCGCACAACAGGAUGUACACCUACACUCUGUACCAUGAUUGAAACCCCAAACGUGUGUGUGGGGAGUCCAAGUGUGGUGAGCUCUGCUUCCGUCCUGGAAUUCCUGUUCCAUCUCGAGCUUUUGUUUAUGAGCAAAUUACAAGACACAAAAAAAGAGAUUGAGGGUUCCAACCUUCAGAGAUUUGGGACUGAUACUUGUGGUCUGCCCUAUUCGGUGUGUCUGAAUGUGUCUCUGAUGAUCGUAGAGCACAUUUGCUUCUGACGAUCGCACAUUACAACAGUGGUUAUGUAUAGCAGCCAUUUAUUUUGUUUCUUUUUUCAAUGUUCAGUUGUUGGCUCCUUUGUACAACAUGCAAUUGUGAAUCGAUAAAUGGAUUAUAUAUGUGGCUGUUUGCAGUACGUACUAAGUGAAUAGAGACGAUGAAGUCAUGCAACAUUGCAGUAGGAUUUGGCUAAAUUAAAGAAAUGGUAAUGACUGUGGUUAUUCUAUAAAACGAUUGCUGUACAGCAUCAUCAUUAGCAUGAACUCUGCCCUUUAAUCCAUGGGAACCCUUCUGCUUUGUGAUUGGUUUAGGUUUUGCUCUCUGGAGGUUGCUCUGGAGAGAUUUCAUGAUGUACAAACUAUGAGUCUAUGUGUAGUUGACCUACGACAGGAGCCCAUAGCGAGAUCAGUAAUUAUGGUAAUUGUCUCCACAUUUAAGAAUCAUGUGCAGGGACUAAUUUCCUCUUCACCUUUGAAUUAUGAACACACACACCACAUCUGUAAUAGCUUGUAAAAAAUCCUUUAAAGUACAGUGCUGACAUUAUUUUAAUGAUUGUCAACAUUAUGUAGUACAUGAGAAAAGCCCAACCUCUCUGCUCUGAGCUCAUCGUUGGACUCCCACCGCUUAAACUCAUAUUAAACCAACACACAAAUUGGAAAACGGGCAACGAAAAAGAACCUCAGACACAAAUACCUUCUGUGUCAGAAAUCCUUUUUCCCAUGGGAGUCUUUCCAGGCCUGCUCUCAAUAAAAUGGGGGGGUAUAUUACACAGCCAUAUGGAGAUGUCUUAAAGGGCUUGCAGAGAUGCUGGUGUUGAUUACUCUCCGUCUUCUGGCCUCAAACAAACCCGUUCUGUGUGAUGUCAUAUCGCGGCCCCUGUCUUGAGAUUCUAGAGGGCAACAUUUGUAUUAUUUUUUUUAUCCUAGAUCCAGAUGCUGUUGAGUGGGCACUGUAUUCUGGAAUAACCCUAGCCAAAUGAAUGGUGAUAUUUACGUGAUGUUUUUGAUCAAGAAAGAACAUGCCCUUGUGGAUAUGCAUUAGUGAUAUAGGUGCCAUUACUUCAUUGUUAAGCAUUUGUUUUGGUCAAAGUACAUUUCUAUUAAGUUUUGUAGGAUCAGUCUCCACAUUUCUGAGAAAAUAUGCUUCAUACAGGCAGUGUAACAAUACAUUUCAUUGAAGUCUUUCAUCUCAGUUGACAUAUUAACAUUUGCAUACUGUCAUCACAUGUAUUAAUUUAAGUCCCGUGGUAACAUUUCCUGUACCUGUAUGUGAUAAAUGUAAAUGUGAGUUAUAACUAUAAAAAUCUGUACAAUGCA
This is a messenger RNA of Alosa alosa (allis shad), 4869 nucleotides long. RefSeq names its product phosphatase domain containing paladin 1a (gene pald1a). NCBI's taxonomy places the organism in Eukaryota, Metazoa, Chordata, Actinopteri, Clupeiformes, Clupeidae. The transcript is spliced from 19 exons. The record is from RefSeq and is a predicted model, not a curated record.